AUGGCUUGCUUCUGCUUCGAUUCUAAAUCAUCGAAUUCGAGUCCCAAAUCUGAAGCCGGACGGCCUAACGACGUGUUCUUGACCUUCCGAGCCAAGCACGUUUCACUAAAAUUUCUCCAAAACUCGAUCCAAGAUGCCACAAUCAAAACAUUCACUAGCUGCCGGGAAAAUAUCAUCCCAAUCCUGUUGGGAGCCAUCGAAGAGUCCAGAAUUGUUAUCGUUAAUUUCAAUGAAGAGUUCGGCAAUUCCAAAUACUAUCUGGAAGAGCUGCAGAAAAUGAUGAAGCUUACCAGAAAUGAGGGUAAAAUGGUGCUAGCCGUUGUGCGAGGCAUUAGGUCUUCGGAUUUACAUCAGCAGAUCGGCAGGUUAGCGGAAUUAGCAUUGGGAACUUCUUCAUUAUCAGGCUGUAGAGUGUCGACACGAACCCACAGGCCGAGUCAUAGCCAAAUGAUGAGAGAAAUCAAUCAAGUCUUAAAGAUAGAACUACAGAUAUCGGAUAUCUCGCAACAUCUAGUGGGGAUGCAAGCUCGUGUGAGAGAAGUGCUUAAUUUGUCCAAAUACUAUUCAAUUGAUAUUGAAAAAAAUGUGAUGAUAGUAGGUAUAUGGGGAGUUGGUGGAAUUGGCAAAACAACUCUUGCCAGAACAAUUUAUGAUACAAUUGGUGGCAGUUUUGAGUGUAAAAGUUUCCUUGAAAAUAUCAAGAAUGUCUGGGUGAAAGAUAAUGGUCAAGUUUGUUUGCAAGAACAACUUUUUUCAGAUAUUUCCAAAGCAAAACAUGUGAAGAUACUUGACACUGGAAUGGGAAUCAUACAAUUGAAGAAAGUACUACAAAAUAAAAGGGCACUUGUAGUACUUGAUGAUGUUAGUGAAGUAGACCAACUCAUAACAUUGUGUGGAGGUUGUCAAUGGUUUGGUUUCGGGAGUAUGAUACUAUUUACAGCUAGAAAUGAACAUCUACUUGCUCAAUUUAAAGCCACAUAUUUCUAUGAAAUGAAAAGCAUGGAUGAAAGUGAAUCUCUUGAACUGUUCAGUUGGAAUGCAUUCAAGCAAUCUAGUCCUAGAAAUGGUUUCAUUGAUCUUACUGAAAGAGUUAUUACUUAUUGUGAAGGAUUACCACUGGUUCUUCAAGUCCUUGGUUCUCUUCUGUUUAAUAGGACAAAACUGGAGUGGGAAAGUGUGUUGAAAAAGUUGAAUAGCAUUCCCACAGGUAGAAUACAAGAGAAACUCAAAAUAGGCUAUGAAUAUUUAGAUCAUUCGGUGAAAGAUAUAUUUUUUAAUAUAGCUUGUUUUUAUGUGGGUGGGGAAAAACAAUAUGUCACACAAAAAUUAAGUGGCUUUCAAUUUCCUGUAGAAACUGGAAUAAGCAUGCUCAUUGAGCGAAGCUUUUUAAAAGUAGACAUGAAUAACAAGCUUGAUAUGCAUGAUUUGUCGCAAGAGAUUGGAAAGGAAAUCAAUCUUAACAAGCCAAAACCAAAACAUACUUAUGAGGUGUUCUUGAGCUUUAGAGGUGAAGAUACACGUAGGUCUUUUGCUACUCAUCUUUAUGCUGCAUUGGAAAAGGCUGGUGUUGCAGUUUUUAUGGAUAGUGAAAUUAAAGGAGGAGAAAAUAUCUCAUCGUCACUUAUUCAAGCAAUUGAAGGCUCCAAAAUGUCUAUCAUUAUCUUAUCAAUCAAUUAUGCCGGUUCAAGUUGGUGUUUGCAAGAACUAGAGAAAAUUAUGGAGUGUCACAGAAAUGUUGGUCAAGAUGUUUUACCAAUAUUCUAUCAUGUGCAACCAUCAGAUGUUCGUAAGCAAACUGGUGCUUUUGGAAGAGCAUUGGAAACACUCACAACGAGAAUCUCAAGUAACAUACACAAGAAAUUGAGUUGGACAAGGGCACUCAAGGAAGCUGCCAACUUAUCUGGAUGGGAUUCGCAUCAUUUUAGAACCGAUGCUGAGUUGAUUGAUAAUGUUAUUGAAACUGUUACCAAGAAGCUAGACAACAACACAUAUUUGUUUGUUGCUCAACAUCCAGUGGGAGUGAAGUCUCGCUUACUAGAAAUCGUCCAAUUGUUAAGUAGGAAAUCAAAUGAGAUUAUGUUUGUAGGGAUUUUUGGUAUGGGAGGAAUUGGCAAGACAACUAUUGCCAAAGCCAUUUACAAUGAAAUUGGUCGAAGCUUUGAGGGUAAAAGUUUCCUUAGAGAUAUUAGGCAAGUUUGGGAGCAGAAAAAUGGUCAAGUUUAUUUGCAAGAACAACUUCUUUUGGAUAUUCUAGAGACCAGAAGGAUGGCAGUUCAUAGCAUUGAAUUGAUAAUGAAGGAAAGGUUUUGCCAUAAGAGGUCACUUAUUGUACUUGAUGAUGUAAAUAAUGUUGACCAACUCAAUGCUCUAUGUGGAAGUCGUGCAUGGUUUGGACCAGGCAGUAGAAUAAUAGUCACUACUAGAGAUGAGCAUAUACUUAAGAUCCUUCAAGCAGAUAAUAGAUACAAUAUGAAAGAAAUGGAUGACAAUGAAUCUCUUGAACUUUUUAGUUGGCAUGCAUUUAAGCAAGCAAGUCCAGAACAAGAUUUUGUUGAUCUCUCGAAAAGGGUCAUUGCUUACUCUGAAGGACUGCCACUAGCUCUUGAAAUCCUAGGAUGUUGUUUGUUUGGCCGGCCAGUACAAGCUUGGGAAAGUGUCUUGGACAAAUUACAAAGAAUUCCAAAUGAUCAAAUACAUAAAAAGCUAAAAAUAAGCUAUGAUGGCUUGAGUGAUGAUAUGGAGAAAGAUAUAUUCUUGGAUAUAUGCUGUUUUUUUAUUGGUAAGGAUAGAAAUUAUUGUGCACAGAUAUUAAAUGGCUGUGGACUUCAUGCAGAGAUUGGAAUUACUCGACUAAUGGAGCGAAGCCUUGUAAAAGUUGACACUAAUAACAAGCUUGAUAUGCAUGGCUUAUUACGUGACAUGGGAAGAGAGAUCGUUCGUGAAAAGUCACCAGAUAAGCCUGAGAAACGCACAAGAUUGUGGAUGCACAAUGAUGUGAUUGAUGUGUUAAGAAACCAUGUGGGAACCAUUGCUAUCAAGGGGCUGGCUCUGAAUUUGUCAAGAACCAAUACACUUUCCUUUGAUGCAACUGCAUUCAUGAUGAUGAAGAGACUUAAAUUGCUUCAACUUGGCCAUGUAAACUUUGAAGGGAACUAUGAAUGUCUAUCGAAAGAGUUGCGGUGGCUUUGUUGGCAUGGGUGUUCUUUAAGUUACAUGCCUGAGAAUUUUUAUCAAGAAAAUGCAGUUGUUAUCGACUUAAAAUAUAAUCAUCUCAUAGAAGUAUGGAAGAAGUGCCAGCUGAUGGAAAAGUUAAAAAUUCUCAAUCUAAGUCAUUCAUAUGACUUGAAGAAGACGCCCAACUUUUCAAAGUUGCCAAAUCUUGAAAAGCUGAUUCUUAAAGAUUGUCCACGUUUGUCUUCGAUUAAUGAAUCCAUUGGAGAUCUGAAAUGCUUGAUUUUGGUGAAUUUGAAGGAUUGUAAAGAUCUUAGUGAUUUGCCUAGAAGUUUAUAUAAUUUGAAAUCACUGAAAACUCUCAAUAUUUCUGGUUGCUCAAAGAUUGGAAGACUAGAAGAAGGUAUCAAGCAGAUGAAAUCCUUGACAACUCUUCUUGCAAAAGAAACUGCUAUAACACAAGUUCCCUCUUCAUUGGUGAGAUUAAAAGGCAUAAAAUAUGUGUCAUUAUGUGGUUAUGAAGGAUCAUCACAUGAUGUAUUUCCUCCUCUCAUUUGGUCUUGGAUGUCCCCAACAAAUAAUCCAAGAUCCCUCAUUCAUACAUUUGCUAGCAUGCCAUUUUUAUUAAGAAAUCUAUUUCGUAGUCUUUCUAACCAAAGUAGUCAAAAAUUGGAAACAAGACCAAGCACAUCCCUAUUGUCAACUGCAAAAACUCCAGCAUUAAUUAGCUUUCGUGAACAAGCUGACAAUGCAGAGGCUGAAAAUUUCUUGAGUUCCCUUACUAUUCAAGUGGGAGGAUUUAACAGAAUUGUUGAUGCGUUACUGAAGAGAAUCCCGCAGGGAUGGAGAGAUGAAGGACUUGGUUGUUCUCUUCCUGGAGACAAUUAUCCUGAUUGGCUAGCUUUUGAAAAUGAAGGUCCCUCAACAUCAUUUAAAGUGUCUCAAGUUGUUAGUCGUUGUUUAAAAAGGAUGAUCAUCUGCAUUAUCUAUUCAUCCCGAGGUAGCAUGACAUCUGUAUAUCCUGUUAGUGUCAUGAUAAAGAAUUUCACAAAGGCUACCAUCAAGGUUUACCAGAGAGAUGCUGCAACUACUGGUGAUGAGGAAUGGGAAAACAUUAUAUCUAGUUUUGGGCCUGAAAAUGAAGUGGAAGUUGUAGUUAAUUUUGCACAUAAAUGCACUGUGAAGAAGACUGCUGUUUAUCUAGUAUAUGAAGAUGAAAUUGACAACAAAUGGUUUGAGCAUCAAUGAAAGAAUCAUCAAACAGCGCUGAAUCUCUGACCAUAUACAUGGGAGGAUUAAUCUCACAACACUCGGACAGAAGAGGGUAAUACAGAUGACAAAUGCUUUGGGAUUCCUUUAUUUUUCAAGCUUUUUGUAAUUUGCUGGGGAGAGAGAAAGAAGCAUCUUCAUUUGUCAGACUCUUAAGACAAAGCAAGGGAAGGGUUCCCAAUUUGCAAUUGCUAGCAUGGCUGCUUGGAGAAUGUAGCAUACGGAAUUCAAAUUUUUUUCCUCGGGUUGAGGAGAACAUGCUAAAAGCAAGAAGAACAUAUAGGAGUGCUGUUUGAGGUAACUUUUAUUGCUAAAAUGUCUAACCUCUAGAUACAUGCCCAUUAGUUGAUAGGUGAUUUUGCAGCCCUUGGAUGAUGAUGUGUGCUGCACUUUGGACAGCUUUUGGGGUCUGCAUUUAUUACUCUUCUUGGUUGAGAAUUUGAUGAUUGUGCAUCACAUUAUUAGUUGAGGACCUUGUAGUAGAAGCGCAAGAAAAGGUAAGCCAUAGUGAAUUUGACAGUAUUAGGAAAUAAAUGUGAAUUGCUGUACCAGUGACACACAUUCCUUCCCAAUCUCAACAGAGGAAUUCAACCCAUCAUCAGUUCUCAAGUCCUUAGUGAUUUGUUUCUCUGGUGAAGCACUUCAAUUCAAGCUUAAGCACUUCAAUUAUAUCGCAUGUUGCUUGUCUCACAAGGCUAAUUUAGUUUUGGGGUUGGGGAGCAAGCUUCUCUGGGUAAGAUAAUUAAGAUAAUUGUCUUCUGCGAUCAUCAGUCUGGCCAUUAUAUGGAUUACUAUUAGAGAAAAUCAAUCUACAAGUCUUUAUAGUUUCCUCUGUUUUGAAUAAGGACCCUAUAGUUUAUUUUGUUUUACUUGUGCUUUUAUAGUUUAAUCCAUUGGAUUUUUUUAAUCCCUGAAGGUUAAAGUCCUUGAGUUUGCUAUAAACUUUAGAAGUAUUAUUGUUUUAGAAAAGUUAAUCAUUUAUCAAUAAUUUUAACCCUCAGGGAUUAACAUAUCUCAUGGAUCAAGCUAUAAGGAUUUGUUAAAAUAAAAUAAAUUACAGGAAUCUAAUUCAGAAUUGAAAGAAACUAUAAGGGCCUAUGAAUUCUCUUACUAUUAUUUGUUUAUCUUCCACUGAAGAAGGAUUGGAAUGCCACGGUUUGGUUAUUGGGCUUUGACUUCUUUAUGUUGCUGAGCAGGCACUUGCUGUGCUCUAUUCAUAUGUGAAUAAACUUCUCACAUACACAGCUCCCUUCAAUCAUGAAUUGAAACAACUUUGAAAUUCAUAUUUUGCAUAUGGAAUCAGACCCCUUUUGUUGAA
Molecule: messenger RNA, 5758 nt
Organism: Prosopis cineraria
Lineage: Eukaryota; Viridiplantae; Streptophyta; Magnoliopsida; Fabales; Fabaceae
Product: disease resistance protein RUN1-like
Exons: 8
Coding region: 1-4419 (1472 amino acids)
Biological process (GO): signal transduction; defense response
Molecular function (GO): ADP binding
Source: RefSeq, a predicted model, not a curated record